Molecule: messenger RNA, 552 nt
Organism: Saimiri boliviensis boliviensis (Bolivian squirrel monkey)
Lineage: Eukaryota; Metazoa; Chordata; Mammalia; Primates; Cebidae
Gene: UQCC3
Product: ubiquinol-cytochrome c reductase complex assembly factor 3
Biological process (GO): mitochondrial electron transport, ubiquinol to cytochrome c; mitochondrial respiratory chain complex III assembly
Cellular component (GO): mitochondrial inner membrane
Source: RefSeq, a predicted model, not a curated record
UGCGCAGACGGACAGAGACGGCGCAGCUACAGCUCGCGGCUGCUGGGGGCUCCGGAGGGCGCGCCGCUGCCUGCGCAGGCGGCCAUGCAGUCCUUGAGGAAAACGCUGAUCACGGUCGCAAUGCUGGGCGCAGGGGCUGGCGUGGGCUCCGCGCUCCUUGUUAUCGUGACCCCGAGAGGGCAGCGGAAGCAGGAGAUGCUGAAGGAGAUGCCACUGCAGGACCCGCUGAGGAGGGACGAGGUGACCAGGACCCAGCAGCUAGUGAUGGACGUUCUGCAGGAAGCAGCGACCACGCAAGAGAACGUGGCCUGGAGGAAGAACUGGAUGGUUGGCGGCAAAGGCGGGAAGUCGGCGUGAGACCGGACUUGCCCCAGUGGGCGCUGGGACCUUGGCUAGGGCGCGGGAGUCUGAGGCAGCCUUUCUCCUUCGUGGGCCCAGCGGGGAGUCCGGACCGAGAUGCCAUUCCCGGGACUUUUUUGGGUCCUGUGAGCUGCCAUCGGGUGAGCACGUUCCCCCCAAACCCUGCACUGAUUGCUUUUAAAGUCCGCAAAG